Messenger RNA from Haemorhous mexicanus (house finch), 870 nucleotides. It is a transcript of the gene TMA16, whose product is annotated as translation machinery associated 16 homolog. The transcript has 7 exons. The coding region runs from base 161 to 799 and encodes 212 amino acids. Gene Ontology annotation, cellular component: nucleus. The record is from RefSeq and is a predicted model, not a curated record. NCBI's taxonomy places the organism in Eukaryota, Metazoa, Chordata, Aves, Passeriformes, Fringillidae.
CCCGGCCCGGCCCGGCCCACUCGGGGCCAGCGGCGCUGGGGGUGCCGCGGAACGGGGCGGCCGCGGAACACCCGCCGUGCGCCCGCCCGGAGCUCUGAGGCUGCUGCACCGCGGCGCCGGAAGAAGGCUCCCUCGCCAUGGUGCGUGUGCCGGGCAGGGGAUGGGGUCUGGAACAGGGACGGGAAUAGGAAUAGGGCCAAAGUUACGGAAACCUCAAGGAGGGAAGCAAGAGAAAAAAGUUAUCCAUCCCUACAGCAGAAAAGCUGCACAGCUUGCAAGGGAAGUACACAAACAGGAAAAGAAAGAAAAGUUGAAGACUGACAAAGCUUUGCGUUUAAGUAUUAUUGGAGAAAAACUGCAAUGGUUUCAAAGUCACCUUGAUCCCAGUAAAAUCGAGUACACAAAGAAGGAAGCUGGUGAACUAAUUGAAAAUUAUAUGUGUCGAUUUGAUGCAGAAUUGGAGCAGAUUGAAUUACAAAACAGUAUUAAAGGCAGACAAGGAAGACAGCAUGGUUCACGGGAAACUGUCAUCAAGCAGACAAUAGAACGUGAAAGACAACUCUAUGAGGGCUAUGGAAUAGAAAUCCCAGACAUUAUGAACAGAAAGCAUCUUAAAUUUUUCAGAGAAUGGGAUGGUGAUCUGAGGAAACUGCCAAACAUCAAAAUGAAAAAGCUCUCUGCUAGGGAUGCUGCCUGCAGUCACCCUGAGGUGACAGAUGCAGAAGCAAAAGAAGACUUGAAUGAAGAAGAAGAAGAGGUGGGCCCUGAUGAGCACCAGCUGAUUCAGGAGCUGAAAUAGUGAAGGGAAUUGUAAGAAAUUUAUUUUAAUUUUCACUGGAAACAAAAAUAAAAUUUAACUAUAUUUCUAAA